CUUUCCCUCAUGCCGGAUGCAGUAGGGUGACGUCAUCAGACAGCGACCCUCUUCCCUUGUGUAUGCUUUGCGCGGGUCGCGUGCUGUUUUGAAAUCGACAGAGACCAUCCGGCUCCGCCGCCCAGCACUAUGCCCAGCGGAGUCCCUGGCGCUCCGACAGCUGCCGCCGCCAUGCAGGAGACUCUAGAGGGGGCAGGGAGGAUCAUAGACCGGCUGCUACAGGAGGAUAGAGCCUACCCGGACCUCUCCGAUCUCCUUAACGUGCCCGUCCAAAAUUGUCCAACAGUGUCAGGCAUAUCUGAAAUGGACUAUCCUCUACAGGGACCCGGCAUGCUAACCAUCCCCAGCCUGCCGGAGCUCAGCGCAGUUCAUAGAGUUCCCCUUCCCCCGGAGCUGGUGGAACAGUUUGGGCACAUGCAAUGUAACUGUAUGAUGGGAGUAUUUCCGGAAAUCAGCAGGGCUUGGCUCACCAUCGACAGUGAUAUCUUCAUGUGGAAUUAUGAGGAUGGCGGGGAUGUGGCUUAUUUUGAUGGACUCAGUGAAACUAUCCUGGCUGUUGGCCUUGUGAGACCUAAAGAAGGAAUUUUCCAGCCUCACAUUCGGUAUCUGCUGGUUGUCGCCACACCUGUCGACAUUGUUAUUCUGGGUUUGAGUUUUGCCAAUAUGCAAGCAGGAGGAGACCUGAAUGACAGCAUGUCUGUAGGAAUGCAGCUCCUGCCAGAUCCACUCUAUUCCAUCCCGACGGACAACACCUACCUACUGUCCAUAACGUCUACCAAAAACGGACGCAUCUUCUUGUCUGGAAAAGAUGGCUGCCUGUAUGAGGUGGCUUAUCAGUGUCUGGGACAGGAAGUUAAGUAA
Messenger RNA from Nanorana parkeri, 861 nucleotides. RefSeq names its product nuclear pore complex protein Nup155-like. Gene Ontology annotation, molecular function: structural constituent of nuclear pore. The transcript has 7 exons. NCBI's taxonomy places the organism in Eukaryota, Metazoa, Chordata, Amphibia, Anura, Dicroglossidae. Gene Ontology annotation, biological process: RNA export from nucleus; transcription-dependent tethering of RNA polymerase II gene DNA at nuclear periphery; protein import into nucleus. Gene Ontology annotation, cellular component: nuclear pore inner ring; nuclear pore. Bases 130 to 861 code for a protein of 243 amino acids. The record is from RefSeq and is a predicted model, not a curated record.